This is a messenger RNA of Octodon degus (degu), 432 nucleotides long. RefSeq names its product acyl-CoA desaturase. The transcript has a single exon. NCBI's taxonomy places the organism in Eukaryota, Metazoa, Chordata, Mammalia, Rodentia, Octodontidae. The annotation marks the transcript as partial. The record is from RefSeq and is a predicted model, not a curated record.
CUCCUCCUCUCCUUGCAGAUCUCCAGCUCCUACACGACCACCACCACCAUCACAGCGCCUCCCUCUGGCGGCCUGCAGAAUGGCGGCGAGAAGGUGGCGAAAAUGCCUCUGUACUCAGAGGAAGACAUCCGUCCUGAAAUGAAAGAUGACAUUCGCGACCCCAACUAUGAGGACGAGGAGGGCCCUGCUCCCAAGCUGGAGUAUGUCUGGAGAAACAUCAUCCUCAUGGCUCUGCUGCACGUGGGAGCCCUGUAUGGGGUGACACUGCUUCCCACCUGCAAGUUCUAUACCUGGCUGUGGGGUAAGCAGGUUCUCUACUUCUGGUUAGUGCCCCAGGGUGCUCCUGUCUGUUAAGAGAUGGGGACUUACAUCUGGCCCCUCUCUGUCCACAGUUCCCAGCCGUCUCUGGUGGCCCAGGAGGCCCAGAAGGCU